CGCCGACCCAGCAGCGUCAAUCCCAUCGACUCCCCUCCACCAGACCGUGUGGUGUGAUAUAUUUGUCUGUCUUCGACCACUGCAAGAUAGACCUGAGUCGCAGCUAUGGCUGUUGGAAAGAACAAGCGCUUGUCGAAGGGCAAGAAGGGUAUCAAGAAGAGGACCGUUGAUCCUUUCUCCAGAAAGGAUGAGUACUCUGUGAAGGCGCCCUCCACUUUCCAGAUCAGAGAUGUCGGAAAGACUCUGGUGAACCGCACCAGUGGUCUCAAAAAUGCGAACGACUCGCUCAAGGGCCGGAUUUUCGAGGUUUCUCUUGCCGACUUGCAGAACGACGAAGACCAUGCCUUCCGUAAGGUCAAGCUUCGUGUGGACGAGAUCCAAGGAAAGAACUGUUUGACCAACUUCCACGGCCUCGACUUCACUACCGAUAAACUGCGAUCCCUCGUCCGCAAGUGGCAGUCGCUCAUCGAAGCCAACGUCACCGUGAAAACGACCGACGACUACCUCCUUCGUCUGUUUGCCAUUGCUUUCACCAAGAGGCGUCCCAACCAGAUCAAGAAGACCACAUACGCCCGCUCCUCUCAGAUCCGCGCCAUCCGGAAGAAGAUGACCGAGAUCAUGCAACGCGAGGCCGCCAGCUGCACUCUUUCUCAACUCACCACGAAGCUUAUCCCUGAGGUUAUCGGUCGCGAGAUUGAGAAGGCGACGCAAGGAAUCUAUCCUCUCCAGAAUGUCCACAUCCGCAAGGUUAAGCUUCUCAAGGCCCCUAAGUUCGACCUGGGCGCUUUGUUGAACCUACAUGGCGAAUCCACCACCGACGACAAGGGUCACAAGGUUGAGAGGGAGUUCAAGGAGCAGGUUCUUGAGAGCGUCUAGAUCUUCCGUUGCUCGCAGUGGAAGUGCAGAGUCCUCUAGAAUCAAAACUGUCGCUGCCUCUCGAUCGAAGACGGAAGGAGGAGGGGGAAUAUUCCAACUUAUGUCUCUGAUCAACGACAACGAGGUCGUUCAUGUUUCAAGGUAGGCGGUGUCGGUAAUUCAAAAAGACUAUGAAUUGAUUUCGUUAUGUGAAUGCAAAUAAAUAGAACUGGCUCAGUUGCAUAUUUCACCUGAUCUGGGUGACAAGUGCUGUAGUUUGAUCUAGUGUGAGCCCUACUACUGUGGACAUGUAUGUAUACUGCCUUGCAGAGCAUUAGUCUCCCUAUCUCUAACAGUACUCUGUACUGUCAUUUGGCAGUCUUUGUCAAGACAUAUUCACCUAUUAGUUAUCUCAUUAAGCUUGAUAUUAUCAAGUCACUAACUACAACAGUCACCCCAUCAACUCAACACACCCUACGUACACUCCACUCCUAGUAUCUAUUAUUGCUCGGCUGUACCCAUUAGGCCGAUGAGCUCAGAACUGUCGCUUGA
Messenger RNA from Aspergillus pseudonomiae, 1407 nucleotides. RefSeq names its product 40S ribosomal protein eS1 (gene rps1). The record is from RefSeq and is a predicted model, not a curated record. Gene Ontology annotation, biological process: translation. Gene Ontology annotation, cellular component: ribosome; cytosol. The coding region runs from base 106 to 876 and encodes 256 amino acids. NCBI's taxonomy places the organism in Eukaryota, Fungi, Ascomycota, Eurotiomycetes, Eurotiales, Aspergillaceae. The transcript is spliced from 5 exons. Gene Ontology annotation, molecular function: structural constituent of ribosome.